GUAUGAGUCUGCAGCUGAACCACGCGGAGCUCUUCAAGGUGGCGCCGAUCUCGAGCCGCCAGUCGCUCAAGCUCCUGCCCUUCAGCCUCAAGAAGAAGAAGCAAAAGCUGGUCAUUGGCGAUGACUCGGGCGUCGUGUCGUCGUUCCAGAUGAAGAAGGGCGACCCCGUGGUCAUCUACAAGUCGGUGCCGCAGACCAACCCGAUCACGUCCAUCACCAUGGGCUUGUACAAGGGCACGACGGACAAGGCGUAUGUCUCGAGCGGCCAGCAAGUGUUGGGCUACACGAAGAAGGGCAAAGAGUUCUUCAAGUUCCAAUCCAACCUCUCCGAGACCAUCAACCGCGUGUUCACGUACGACACGCAGCUCUGGACGGCCACCGACUACAUUUACAACCAGUUUGAGAACGGCCAGGACAAACACUUUUACAUGUGCCAAGAUCGCAUCAACGACAUGCUGCUCUUCGACGAGAACGACGAGCUCGUGCCCGUCCUCGCGUGCCAGGACAAGUACAUUCGCUUCAUCCAGGGCAACGAGCCGCUGGCGAAGAAGUCGGUGCCUGGCGCGUGCAUGGCGUUGACCAAGCACGUUCAGAGAAAGGCGCCGAGCCAGAUCUUGUAUGGCAGUGCCAAUGGCGCGUUUGGGGCUGUCCAGUGGAACAACCAAAAGGUCAAGACGAUCUGGAAGACGGACGGCGGCCAGCUCGGCGACAGCAGCAACGCGCACGGCCCGGCGGCCAUCACGGCGCUCGCGUCGUUCGACAUCAACAAGGACGACUCGAACGAGAUCAUUGUCGGUCGGGACGACGGUCGCAUCGAAGUCUACUCGGUGGAUGCGGCGGGCGGCAUCACGAAAGAAUUUGAGAGCGUCGAGCAAGAGAGCGUCCGCGCGUUUCAAACCGGCGUGCUCUCCACGCCGGGCUUUGAUGAAAUCGUGUUUUGCACGUACUCGGGCCGCGUGCUCUCGCUCACGUCCGAGCCAUUGGACCAACCCGACGCCGACGAUGUGUACGGCCGAUCGCGCGGGACGGUCCAGCGUGAGACGCGCAUCGUCAAGCUGCGCAAGGAGAUCGCGCAGCUCGAAGAAAAAGUGGCGAAAGAGCGGGAUCGCGUUGCGCGCAAGAGUGCGAGCGAGAAGGAAGCGUGUCUCCCGGUCGUGGAAGAAGUGCCCGUCAACUGCAAGUGCGCACUCAACGUCGCCGAACAAACCUACGACCUCUCGAUUGAACUACCUGUCCCGAUCGCAACCGUCGUGCUGCACUCGAGCGUCCCACUCGAUCUGCUGGACACCGUCAACAACCAAGCGAUUCUGUGCCGGUCGCCGCCCGAUCCAUCGACCAACUCGCACGUCCUGGCCACGUACCGCUGCCAAGAGUUUACGAACCGACUCGAGUUUCGUGUGCGGACGCUGGAAGGCCAAUACGGCGAGAUCGAGCUCACGGUGCUCGCGGACACGGUGCCUCGUUGCGCCCAAAUCGUCAAGCAGUUCAUCAAGCCGCUCUCGCUGCACCACCGCAUCAACGUCGUCGAGUCGACCGAGCUGGACGAAGCAACGAUGAACUCGCUGCAUUUAACCGGCGACUUUUCGCUCCUCCAGGUGCACGAGUGGGUGAGCUACUGCCUCCCCGAGGUGCCGCUGCGUCUCCAGGACGACGACGUCAAAAUGUACUUUCGCAAUACGUUCUUCAGCAACGUACUCGUCUGCGAGUACCGCAAGGGCGAGGCGCAGUUUGCGUCAUCGUCCAUCUCGACCAUCGCGAUUUUAAAAGAAGUCAUCACCAAGGAGGCGACGGCGCGCAAGAUCGGGCUCGACAUUAGCUUCGACAUCAAGCCGACGUCGAUUCCGUGUCUCCUCCACUUGCUGCGACCGAAACUCGACUGGAAGCAGAUGAUUGCGUCCCAAGUCAAAAUCCUCGAUGGCAUCAAGGAGCUUCAAAUGCACGAAGCGGACCACACGCUGUGGAUGUCGCCCGAGUACCAAAGCGUGCUCAAGGACGCCGACACGAUCCUCGAAGAGUUCAAAGCCCGACCCCGGGCGCUCAACUACCUCGCGGGUGUCCUCACCGACCUCUACGUGGACGUGUGCAAGUUCCGCGGUGUCAACCCCAAACCGCAGAUUCCGCAGCUGUACCAGCUACUGGACCAGUACAACUUUGACGCGCUUCUUGCGUUCUUCAUGCAGCACUACUGAGUACAAAAGGACGACGACGACGCGAGUGCAAAGUUAGUGUAAUUCGUAGUAGUUUAGUCGACUUGUGCGAUUAGCUAAAGAUGAGCAAAGUGACCUUGUAGAUGGC
Molecule: messenger RNA, 2295 nt
Organism: Saprolegnia parasitica CBS 223.65
Lineage: Eukaryota; Oomycota; Saprolegniomycetes; Saprolegniales; Saprolegniaceae
Exons: 14
Biological process (GO): intracellular transport; cilium assembly; intracellular protein localization
Cellular component (GO): ciliary basal body; membrane; axoneme
Molecular function (GO): protein binding
Source: RefSeq, a predicted model, not a curated record